Messenger RNA from Fusarium pseudograminearum CS3096, 585 nucleotides. RefSeq lists its product as uncharacterized. NCBI's taxonomy places the organism in Eukaryota, Fungi, Ascomycota, Sordariomycetes, Hypocreales, Nectriaceae. The transcript is spliced from 2 exons. The record is from RefSeq and is a predicted model, not a curated record. The coding region runs from base 1 to 585 and encodes 194 amino acids.
AUGCCUCCGAAUGCCAAUAUCCCCAAUAUCUACAUCAUCGGCCCUCAAUCCACAGGCAAAACUACCCUCAUCCACAAGAUACAAGACGAUCUACAGCACUGGCUCGCAGGCACCUCAAUCGAAAGCCCAAGCAUCAUCUCCGAAGUGGCCAGAACGCUCAUCCUAGAAGCCCAAGCAGUCGCCGAGAAAGAGGCUCUGCAGACCUCCUCCUGGUUCAUCUCCGAUCGCUCAGGCUUUGAUCCGCUGGUCUAUGCAAAGAGAUACGUCUCACCACAAGGGGUCCAAGACUUGCAACAAUUACCUGCGUGGAUCGACGUCAAGGACAGGAUGGAGAAUGCUCUGAUAGUGGUUUGUGAGGCGGGGACACCUUGGUUGAUGGACGAUGGGGUGCGGUUGAUGCCAGGUAGCCACGACGAGUGGAUGGCUGUGUUUGACGACUUUUUCGGAUUAUUAGAUCAAGUCGGCUUUGAGUAUUGCAUCAUUCCUCGAACCAUGCUUGACUUGUCAGAACGGGCAGACUUUAUCAGGAUGAAAUGGAAUGCGAAACGUGAAUCGGCAGUAGGAAAUGAUAACACAGGGCGAUAG